Mucor mucedo is the source of this 1185-nucleotide messenger RNA. RefSeq lists its product as uncharacterized. Bases 144 to 1094 code for a protein of 316 amino acids. The record is from RefSeq and is a predicted model, not a curated record. The transcript is spliced from 6 exons. Lineage: Eukaryota; Fungi; Mucoromycota; Mucoromycetes; Mucorales; Mucoraceae. Gene Ontology annotation, cellular component: pyruvate dehydrogenase complex. Gene Ontology annotation, biological process: pyruvate decarboxylation to acetyl-CoA. Gene Ontology annotation, molecular function: dihydrolipoyllysine-residue acetyltransferase activity.
GCCCUACCCCCCAGUCACAACUUUUUUUUUUUUUUUUAUUCUUUUUUUCCCGUGAUUACUAUCAGUUAUCCCGUCCCCCAUCUAUUUAUUUAUUUACUUUUUUUCCCUCCCUUUUCAACUUUUUUCAACAGUCAAAAAGGAAUAUGCAUCGUGUUGCCAGUCGAAUUACUCAAGUCAGUCAGACAUGUCAUAGCAUGGGCUUCCAUAGUUCUGCUAGUCGUGCAGCCAUCAGUCGUUUUAAUUUACCUGCCAUGAGUCCUACCAUGACGGAAGGAACCAUUCACAAGUGGAAGUUGAAGGAAGGUGAUUCCUUUGUGGCCGGUGAUGUUCUUUUGGAACUCGAGACUGAUAAAGCUCAAAUCGAUGUUGAAGCCUCUGAAGAUGGUAUCUUGGCCAAAAUCAUUCUUCAAGAUGGAAGUAAGGCACCUGUCAAUACCUUGAUUGGUCUUUUAGCUGAAGAAGGGGAUGAUAUUUCUUCCGUUGAGAUUCCUGCCUCUGCACCUACUGCAUCUGCUGACACUGCUGCUGCUGCUGAUGCUGCUGCAGAGAAGCCUGUAGAAAAGAAGGUGGAGGCCCCUGUUGCAUCUAUCUCUCAUAAAGAUCUUGAUACGAGUAAGCUCAAGAAACCAUUGUCACCUGCAGUGUACAGUUUGGUUCUUAAAUAUGGUAUCAAGGACGUGGAUAGCAUCAAGGCAUCAGGCAACGGAGGUCGUAUUUUAAAGGGAGAUGUUUUAGCUCAUCUCGGUUUAAUCAAGCCCAAACCAGCACCUAAGGCUACAUUAAGCAUUGCCCCCCCUCGGGACCAAAUCGUCUUUGCCAAGACUGAAAAGGUCCAAGAAAAGAAGAAGAAGGAGGAGGUGCUUCCUAGUUUCAUUAGCAAGGAGAUGAUGGUGGACAACCUUUUAGGGUUACGUCAUACAAUGAAUGAACAAAAUGGUACUCAUGUGAGUGUCAAUGACUUUAUUGCCAAGGCAGCCCAACGUGCUUUACAAGAUGUUGUAGCCAAUAAGAGCGGUAAUGUAAAAAACCCUAUUGUUUAUAGUACCACCGCCGCCUCCUUUUCCGAAAAAUACACUGGAGGCCAAUUCAAGUAAAGUAGUAGUAGUAGUAGUAGUAUGUGUGUGUAACGUUACGCCAAGACUAAUUUUUUUUUGGUUGGUAGGGUGUUUAAUUUAGCUGAGCCUA